Molecule: messenger RNA, 695 nt
Organism: Etheostoma spectabile (orangethroat darter)
Lineage: Eukaryota; Metazoa; Chordata; Actinopteri; Perciformes; Percidae
Product: THAP domain-containing protein 6
Exons: 4
Coding region: 20-631 (203 amino acids)
Source: RefSeq, a predicted model, not a curated record
UUUGUCUAGAAAGAUCGAGAUGCCUGAUUCGUGUGCAGCUUGGGGCUGUAAAAACCGUCGAACAGCCCAAUCCAGAUCUCUGGGAAUUACCUUUCACAAGUUUCCCAAAGCGAAAGAGGUGAGGAGGCAGUGGGAAAUAGCUGUAAGAAGAAAAGGUUUUUCAGCCAGUCGGUCCUCCGUGCUCUGCAGUGAGCAUUUCAAGCUGCAGGACUUUGACAGCACAGGACAGACUGUCAGGAUUAGAAAUGGAGCUCAACCAUCUGUCUUCAAUUUCCCGAAACAUCUACAAAGACCAGUGACAAGCAGGACAACAAAAACCUCGAGGAAGGCUGAAGAGAAGCUGUCAGUGGACACUUUUCCAAUUUUGAAAGAGACUGAACCUCUUAUUGUUGACCACUCCUAUGCAUUGCCUUCAUCUCCCACUGAUCUUAAGGCCAGACUCGUUGAAGCCUUGGCUAGGGUGGAGAGUCUGGAGCGAGAGAUGAGGAACGUGAAGGACCGAGAACGGAGGGCAAAGAAGAUGGUGCAUGGUCUUCUGGAAGAUCUGAGGAGGAAUCGCCAAUCCCCCUGUUUUGUAAAAAUAAAGCAUAAAUUGUACAGGACAAAACUUAGAAACUUGCACAUCAGGUAGAGCCUAAAGCUUUUUUGUUGUUGUUAUAAAUUAGGUUUUAUUUAUUAAAAAGAAGAAAAAAAAA